Messenger RNA from Carya illinoinensis, 1531 nucleotides. Its product is annotated as B-box zinc finger protein 19-like. Gene Ontology annotation, biological process: regulation of DNA-templated transcription; photomorphogenesis. Bases 526 to 1176 code for a protein of 216 amino acids. NCBI's taxonomy places the organism in Eukaryota, Viridiplantae, Streptophyta, Magnoliopsida, Fagales, Juglandaceae. The transcript is spliced from 6 exons. Gene Ontology annotation, cellular component: nucleus. Gene Ontology annotation, molecular function: zinc ion binding. The record is from RefSeq and is a predicted model, not a curated record.
AUAAGACAACAUCAUAAAUACCAUCAAGCUACAAAAACCAUUAGAUGUACUAGAAUUUUUAUGCAAGUCUUUCAUUUAAUUAUCUUUAAUGGCAUCAUAAUUUUUGAAACCAGGGAAGAAAGAAAAGAACUGUGUAGUAGUCCUAGUCCUUACUACUCAUGAAUGGAUAUGGAGUAAUAGAGCCUACUUAACAAAGACAAAGUACACCAACCCAAGGGAUAAUAGCCAGGUGUCAAUUGUUACAGAGAAUACAUCUACCGUCUGUCUUGUUACAUAUUCUUCCAUCUUCCUCGGCGCUCGGUCGUUUACUUCAGAACAUCCUCCACUGACCCGAUUUCUUAUUCUAAUACAGACAGCAAAUCUCUCUGUUUUCAUCUGUUUAAAGUUUUUAUUUUUCUCUCUCUCCAAGUCUGAUUGACUCUGUGUUCUUGAUUUUGACUCCCUUUUAUCUUUGAAAAGAAAAAAAUUAUGACAUUGAAGAUGAGAAAGGAGGAAUGACUAGAAGCAGAUUGCAAGUCAAGGAAAAUGCGAACACUUUGCGACGUCUGCGAGAGCGCCCCUGCCAUCCUUUUCUGCGCCGCCGACGAGGCUGCUCUUUGCCGUGCCUGCGAUGAAAAGGUCCAUUUGUGUAACAAGCUUGCUAGUAGGCAUGUACGAGUUGGGCUUGCUGCUCCCUCUGAUGUCCCGCGCUGUGACAUAUGUGAAAAUGCACCUGCUUUCUUCUACUGUGAGAUAGAUGGCACUUCACUUUGCCUGCAAUGCGAUAUGAUUGUACAUGUUGGUGGCAAAAGAACCCACGGGAGAUAUCUCCUACUGAGGCAGAGAGUUGAGUUUCCAGGGGAUAAAUCUGGUCGUUUGGAGGAACUAGGGCUGCAACCCCUUGAUCCAAAUGAAGCAAGAAAAGAGCAGAGUCAGCCACCUAGGCUCAUGGCAAGAGAGAAUCAGCAGAAUCACAGAGUUCCUCCCAUUCCAGUGGUAGACAACAAUAUUGGUAGUGAUAGCAAGAUGGAAAACCAGAUGAUUGACCUCAAUAGCAGGCCCCAACGGGUACAUGAACAAGCUUCAACCAACCAGAUAUUGUGGGAGGUUGAACAGGAUGUGGUUGUUGGAAGCGGCACAAAUCAUGACUCUGCAAGUCUGUCUCCUAUGGGAUCUCAAAUGAGAGCUGAAAAGUGAGCAAGCUUUACGAAUUGGGAAAACACACUACAGUACAUGAUUUUCAAUAAAUGCUACAGGAUUAGUGGAACUGCUACUGUGUGGUGGCUCAGUUUGAAUUUUUAGGUUGAUACAAAAAAACCACAACGUUACAGAAGCUGUUGAAGAGCUGUGUAUAUUGUAUAUUAUCUCUCGACAUGGAUCCUCCUUUAUGCGGUCGAAGGUUUUUUUUUACAAGUAAAUGCAGUUGAAGGUUGACUUAACUUUCGUUUGAUUUCAACAUUUUAUGAAUAUUUGUUUACUUGGUACAAAAAACAUCUGUUUACUUAAGUGAGAAAAGUAAGUUCUUGAAUGCAUGGAAUUUAACGACUGUAAA